AUGGGAAGAUUCGGGUCGCAGACAAGUUCCUACAACCGACUGGUCACUAUCUUUGUGGCCAUCGGGUCGUUGACCUACGGUUACUGUACUUCGAUCAUCAGUAGUACCAUCGGUCAGCCAGGAUGGUAUACCUACUUCAAUCUGCCCGCCGAAGGAGAACCCGGAUAUGCGUCUAUAACUACGCCGGUCGUGUCGACAGCCAACGGUGUGUUUAGUGCUGGAGGAGCCGUGGGAUCGCUGUUCAUGAUGUGGUCUUGCGACUUCUUUGGUCGCAAAGCCAACAUUCAGUUCGGUGCUUUCUUUUCUCUCUUCGGUGGCGCAUUGCAGGCCGGUGCCAACUCACUCCAGAUGUUCCAAGCCGGUCGAUUCAUUUGCGGUCUUGGUAUCGGAAUUCUCGUCACCGUCUGUCCUAUGUACCUGUCCGAAAUGGCGAGUGCCUUCCGUCGCGGAUGGCUCGUCGGUCACCACGCCAUCUUCCUGGUCUUCGGUUACAUGUUGGCUGGAUGGAUUGGAUUCGCCUGCUACUAUGCCGAAACCACCAUUCCUGCCUUUGGUUGGCGAUUCCCGCUCGCCGUUCAGUGUCUGCCGGCUUUGGUCCUGCUCCUCGGUUCUCCUUGGCUCCCUCGAUCGCCGCGUUGGCUCAUUUCGAAGGGAAAAAUGGACGAGGCAGAGCAUGUCCUGACGCAACUUCGAGCCUCACCGGACGACCCGAACAACGAGGUGGCCAAGGAGGAGUUCUUUCAGACUAAGGAGCAAAUUCGCCUCGAGGCUGAGAGGCUUUCACAGUGGGGUAGUAGCCCUUGGAUCGCAGUCUUCAAGAAGCCUUCUUACCGUAAGCGCAUGGUUAUUGGUUUCCUGACUCAAUGGGGAGCGGAAUUUGGUGGACCUUUGAUUAUCAACAACUACGCUGUUCUUCUGUACACCAACCUCGGCAUGACAGGAUCAAUGCCCUUGCUGCUGAGCGCAGUUUGGUUGACCACUGCUGGUGUCAUUUACAACCCUCUCGGAGCCUGGCUCCACGACAAGGUCAACUCCCGACGGGGCAUGUACAUUACUGGCUUUGUCGGUAUCAUCGUCACUACGUCGUGCCUGGCUGCCAUGACGGCUGAAUACGCUGGUACAACCAACCGGGUUGGAAACGGAUUUGGUAUCUUCUUCAUGUUCUUGUAUUUGGCAUUCCAAGGGACCUUCUGUGAUACGACCAUGUACCUCUACGUCUCCGAGAUCUUCCCGACUGAAAUCCGACCUAUCGGAAUGGGCUUCUCACUGUUCGGACAGUUUGCUUCUACUCUGAUUCUGCUCCAGACUGCGCCUAUGGGCUUCAACAACGUCGGUUGGAAGUACUACCUCGUGAUUAUUUGCUGGUCCGCCUUCUUCAUUCCGGUCAUCUAUUUCUUUUUCCCCGAAACCGCCCGCCUGACCCUCGAAGAAAUCGCCAAGAACUUUGGAGAAGAGGUUGCUGUCCACAUUACCGAUGCGACUGACGCCGAGAGGGCCGAGGUUGGUCGACAGGUCACCCAACAACCUCCGACUUCAGCCUCCGGAGAAAGCGAUGAAGGUGCAGCGAAGACCGAGACGGAAGCGCCAAAGGUUGGAUAA
Messenger RNA from Aspergillus glaucus CBS 516.65, 1599 nucleotides. RefSeq names its product putative MFS sugar transporter. Lineage: Eukaryota; Fungi; Ascomycota; Eurotiomycetes; Eurotiales; Aspergillaceae. The record is from RefSeq and is a predicted model, not a curated record. Gene Ontology annotation, cellular component: membrane. The transcript has 8 exons. Gene Ontology annotation, molecular function: carbohydrate:proton symporter activity. Gene Ontology annotation, biological process: transmembrane transport; carbohydrate transport. The coding region runs from base 1 to 1599 and encodes 532 amino acids.